UAACUAGGAUUUUUUGAGUUGCCUGAUCUUCGAAUCUUCGGUAAUUUUAACCGCUCUUAAUGCGGUCGCAUUAUCAAAGCAGUAACUUACAGUUAGUUGCUUUUCGCAAAUCUUAUUGCACGUUUUUUGUCGUCUUGUGCUCGUGGAAAAUAAUAUUUGUAAAAUUGCAGAAUGGAGCGCUACAAUCGCGUCUAUAGAGAUCCCGCAUCUCCACUGACCCCACUAACUCCCCUCUCCACCGAAGCUUUUACAUUUGAAGACGUCACGCCCACUGGCAGGAAGGGUUCCUCGAAAUAUGGACUCCUUGGAGUGCCGAAGGCCAACAAUCUCACUGUUCCAAACAGUCGACCGGCAUUGUCCGGCCUAAAACGGCUAUCAGAAUGCACCUUGCCCACGCGAUUUUCACAAAAAUUCAUGCGCACGCGAUCCGUAUUCUCGCCCACAAGUCAAAGUACCCUGCUAAAUGGGGAGACCAAGCUGCUCGGUGAAUCCGAGGAUUCGAGAUUGCGAACCAAGAGGGAAGACAGGUCAAAGCCGGAUAUCCGACUGCAGCAGGAAACGCUGCUAAGGCAGGAGGCAGCCAAGUUGAGGAGUGCGCGGUCAAAGAUUAAAGUGGAGCAGCCAAAGAGUCCCAGUCCCAGUUUCAAGCAUCCACGCUAUAAGCCCUGCUCCCCGGUGGAGCAUCCCACGCUGAGUCCUCGUGUCAAAUCCCUGCUCGAUCGCACCGGGAACGAACAUCUCACGGAGCUGUUCACGCGCCAGGAGAUCGACAUCGAUGUGCUCAUCCAAAUGACCCUGGAGGACUUGGCGGCACUGGGCGUCCGCGGCGCCCGGGAGAUCCGAUUGGCCAUGAAUAUUAUCCAACUGGCCAAGCAGUUCUUCUGAUUGUAUACCCUGUGGGAUUUCUGCUAAUUUUAAACUGUUUUAUGUCAUGUGGAU
Molecule: messenger RNA, 939 nt
Organism: Drosophila erecta
Lineage: Eukaryota; Metazoa; Arthropoda; Insecta; Diptera; Drosophilidae
Exons: 2
Coding region: 172-885 (237 amino acids)
Molecular function (GO): protein binding
Source: RefSeq, a predicted model, not a curated record